AUGUUGCAGUACGAGCCCCUCAUCGGGAGCGAUAUUCGCCUUUUGCAACUACGCCCGCUCGACCCGUGUGACAACGGUCUGGUCUAUUGUAAGCUCGUUCAGGCGCCUCUGGAAUCUGUUCGGUCAAAGUACAAAGCUCUAUCCUACGCGUGGGGGGAUGCAAAAGUCAGACGCACCAUCUCGAUCAAUGGCGAAGAGGUUCAGGUCAACGCUAGCCUGGAAGAGUGCCUCCGCCAGUUCUGCCAGCCGGAUCAAGACGACCUGCCGUAUCACCUCUGGGUGGACGCGCUGUGCAUAAACCAGGCGGACCUGUCGGAGCGCAGCGCGCAGGUGAUGCGGAUGAAGGAUAUCUACUCGGCGGCCGAAGAGGUGCUUAUCUGGCUGGGUCCCGAAGGCGAGCACACGCGGGCCGCGAUUGCCUGCUUUGAGACGAUUUGCUUCGAGACCAUGUGCAUCGGCCAGAGGAUGCGGAAUGACGGCAAUCUAGACAGGCACUACUUUGAGGUUGCAGCGGAUCAGUGGAAAACCGUUGCCAUGCGAGGUGCAGAUUCGGAAGAGAUGAGAGGAAUGUUCGAUUUGCUGACACGAGACUGGUUUUGCCGCGUGUGGAUUCUGCAGGAGCUCAGCAUGGCGCAGCAGGCGACGUUCGUCUGUGGCGUCAUGCGUACGGAUGUUGGAAACCUUUGGGUUCCGGCAAUGGGCUAUGUAUUGGCCACGAUGGUGGAUGAUAUGGCCGAGUCGGGUUGGGAUAAACUCCAGCAGAACAUCCCGAUCUUUUACAACAGGAGGUGUAUGAACUCUCUGUGCAUGUUAUUGAAGUUGGUAGACUUCGAUUUGUGCGAGGAAUACCGGGGACGACGUACCGUACACGACUAUAAUUUUGAUGGUGUCGACGUGUUCCAAGUCCAGGGGUCACGCGUUCUCGGAAGUCUGGAAGCCUUGCUGCUCGAAUUACCUUUGCAGCUUGCCACUGACCCACGAGAUAAGAUCUAUGGAGUCCUUGGGAUAAGCUCCGAUUUUGCACAAGGUGGAAUCGUCCCAGACUACGCUUUGCCGGUAGCCACAGUGUUCAUGGAUGCCGUCGCGAGCAUGUUGAGGCAGAGCAGUUCUCUGUACCUGCUGAGCGGGUGUGAUAUGAGCCUGCGCCAGCACAGUAUGGUUAAAGAGCACAUUCCGACAUGGGUGCCGACGUUAUGGACUAUUAAUGACCAAGAUGCAAAGAUGAUGCCCAUACCUAUCGAGACGCACAUUCCCGGUUCGCCAAAAACACCAGCUUACACGGCAUCAGGAGGACUUGCUCUGUCUUCGCACCCUUGGCAUGUGAACUUGGAGCUGGCACGUUUGAGUCUUUCGGGGAUUGUAAUCGACAGCGUCAAGCGAUUGACCGAGAUUAUUGGGCUAGAAUUUGAUACCAAAAGAAUGAAUGACACGGAGCUUAUCAAUCGGCUUGCCAACGGGAGGCUCGACGAGCUGGUGUUGGACCAAAACGCCGAGUAUCCCUUGACAGGAGAAAAGGCAUGGGAGGCAGGGGCGAUAACAAUGACGGCAAAUUAUCCCAAGCGUCGGGACAUGCUGGCCGAGGAAAUUCCCAAUGCCUUCAAGCCGGUCGAAUGGCCCCCGAUUCUGCAUGAGCAAGGCGAUCGGCGCGUUUGGUGCUUGGGUAAAGACAACAUGAUGGGCGCAGUGGUGAUGCAAUAUUGCUCAGAUGGGAGGCUGGCCGAGUCUUGCAAUGGGUGGUUUUGCUUGGUUCCAAAUGACACCAGAGAAGGAGACAAAAUUGCAAUGCUUGUCGGCGGGGCAACUCUUUGCGUCCUGCGACCACAAGAUGAUGCCCGGUCGGGAGUUCAUGAUAAAACAUGGCAAUUGGUGGGCGCAGCCUAUGUCCACGGGAUGAUGGAUGGCCAAGCGUUUGGCCUAGGGGAGGUUGGCGAGAUUGUACUGGUCUGA
This is a messenger RNA of Pyricularia pennisetigena, 1947 nucleotides long. RefSeq lists its product as uncharacterized. NCBI's taxonomy places the organism in Eukaryota, Fungi, Ascomycota, Sordariomycetes, Magnaporthales, Pyriculariaceae. The transcript has a single exon. Bases 1 to 1947 code for a protein of 648 amino acids. The record is from RefSeq and is a predicted model, not a curated record.